AUGGCUCAAGUCGAGAUGAGGAGCGAGCAAGUUGGAAGCGCUCUCACCUGCCUGGAGGGCAGUUGCCACCAGCAGGAGGAGAAAGAGCUACUGGUAAUUAGAUAUAGCUGGGGGGAGCCACGAGGGUCAUCAUAUGAGGAGAAGCUCUGGCAGGGGCCAGAGCAUGGAGGGUUUCUCUCUUUGCCAAGAGGCUUAGGCUCUUCUUCCUUCCCCUGGGGCUGCCAGUUAGUUGGUCAGUUAAGUAUCCCCUGCUGCUGUCCCUUGUCCAGGUCUGUGGCUCAAGACAUCCCUAAGCUGCAGAAACUGGGCAUCACCCACGUCCUGAACGCUGCUGAGGGCAGGUCCUUCAUGCACGUCAACACCAAUGCCAACUUCUACAAGGACUCUGGCAUCAUCUACCUGGGCAUCAAGGCCAAUGACACGCAGGAGUUCAACCUUAGCGCCUACUUUGAAAGGGCUGCAGACUUCAUCGACCAGGCCUUGGCUCAAAAGAACGGCCGUGUGCUGGUCCACUGCCGUGAAGGUUACAGCCGCUCCCCAACUCUAGUUAUCGCGUACCUCAUGAUGCGUCAGAAGAUGGAUGUCAAGUCUGCCCUGAGCAUCGUGAGGCAGAACCGUGAGAUCGGCCCCAAUGACGGUUUCCUGGCCCAACUCUGCCAACUCAAUGACAGACUAGUCAAGGAGGGGAAGUUGAAACUCUAGGGCACCCCCACUGCCUCUUCUCUAGAGGCUGGACAGGGGAGGCCCUGGUUGAGGUGUCCCCAGCUGCCAUGUUUAGGAAACACAGUGUACCCUGCUCCCAGCAUCACCAGGCACUUGCCCACAAAUCUGUCCCAACACAGCCCUGGGCCACUUUCCCCCUGAGGAGCAUAUAAAAAAGCUUGCUAAGGAGGACAUUCUUGCUCCCUGGUGUGUCCUGUGCCUGUAAUUAAUGGUGUCCUCUCCCUGAGGUGGGGUUGCAGAUGGGGAAGACCUGUGACAUGCAUGCUUCUGGAUGACCCAGGGCAGAAGGCCUGUGGAAGUGUGAGGCCUGAGACGCUCACAGGGGCCUUCCUAACUUCCCCCGCUCCUUAUCCCUGAGUCCUCUCCGGAGUUGGGACUGCAGCACCUUGAGCCUUGUAAAGGAACUAUGCAAACUCGGGCCCCCCUCUCUCCAUGUCUGUUCCCGCUGGCUCCUCACAGCCACUCACACCCUGCUCAUAGGCAGAGGCACUCCAUGAAGUCUGAAGCUGGCGUGGGGUAGCCAUCAGUUGUUAGUAGGUGGAAAUUCCUACGAAGAGACCACAUUUUAAUUAUUUCUUUAGGAUUAAAGAUACCUAAACAAAGAGGCCCUCAGGUGGGCAAACAGAUUCCCCUGGAAGUCUCUCCUGAAUCAGUAGUUUCUAAAAUGUGAACCUUUGUAAGGCUUGCAUUCCAAAUCCACUGGACUAUUUCCCUGGGACUGUUCUUAGUCACUUGGUUUGUUAGAAGAGCGAUGCCUUGGGCACGGUUUAUUUUUCUUUUUUAGAAAACAGGGUGUUGAAGUCCAGCCUAUUUAAAAACCCCACCAUUUAGAGAAUUACAAGGGUUUUGUCCUGAAUUAUAGCGUUGGCGAGCCCAAGCCACUCGUGCUGGCUGCUUUUUGUCUCCAUUGCUAUUCCAAGAACAGGAGGAGGAAGUUGGCCAAUUACAGCGCGCGUGUGGGUGUGUGUAGGGGGGUGUGUGUCUCAGAAACACAGCCAGAGGACCACGAGCAGGGCGACGAGCGGCCCCAGGCUUACACCCUGCCCACGCACAGGCAGUUCUUAGGGCUCUCUGGUGCCAGAAAAGACCCUGGGCCCUUGGGAGCAAAAGUGACUCAGCCAGGUAGAAAUGAAACAUGACGGAGUGUCCAAAUGGAGCCUUUAUUGGUGGCAGAGCAAACAAACAAACAAAAAGAAACAACUUUUUUUAGGAUGGUGUCGGAAUGCACGAGCUCCCACAUGUGUACGCACAUUUGUCAAUAUAGGAUUUUAUAUUCAACACAGUCUUGUUAGGACUUUGCAUGAUUAUCAUCAUGGGAAGUGAUACAGUGCUAUCGUCUUCAGGUUCCCUAGUGGCAGAGAGGUGGUCCUCAGCCAUGCCCCCGACACCUAGCUCAUAGGUGUCUGAUAGAAGUUUGUGGAAUUAAGCUUUUUU
Molecule: messenger RNA, 2157 nt
Organism: Miniopterus natalensis
Lineage: Eukaryota; Metazoa; Chordata; Mammalia; Chiroptera; Miniopteridae
Source: RefSeq, a predicted model, not a curated record